Molecule: messenger RNA, 2925 nt
Organism: Cylas formicarius (sweet potato weevil)
Lineage: Eukaryota; Metazoa; Arthropoda; Insecta; Coleoptera; Brentidae
Product: dynamin-like
Exons: 11
Coding region: 188-2806 (872 amino acids)
Biological process (GO): receptor-mediated endocytosis
Cellular component (GO): microtubule; plasma membrane; synapse
Molecular function (GO): microtubule binding; GTPase activity; GTP binding
Source: RefSeq, a predicted model, not a curated record
CGAUUUCGAAACGCAGCCGUCGCCGCCAGCGUAUGUUUAUGAACAAAUAAUUAAAACCGGCACUGAAUCAUAGUGAGCUUCGUUUAUUACUAACAAACGCCCAGCCCGCGGAUGUUUUUGUUCGAUUUGCGCGAAACAAAAAACAGUCGAAAGCAGCGGAGUUCGUUGGUCGGUUUGGUGAGUGGAAAUGUCGGGCAACUUAGGCAUGGAACAGUUGAUAUCGGUGGUGAAUCAGUUGCAAGACGCGUUCACGCGGUUGGGAGUUCAGCUCACCCUCGAUUUGCCGCAAAUCGCUGUGGUGGGCGGCCAAUCGGCGGGCAAAAGUUCCGUUUUGGAGAAUUUCGUGGGCAGAGAUUUUCUACCCAGAGGCACCGGCAUCGUCACCAGACGACCAUUGAUCUUACAACUAGUGAACUUCGAAUACGAAUAUGCGGAAUUUCUUCACAGAAAGGGCGAAAAGUUUUCCGAUUUCGACGAGGUACGGAAAGAAAUCGAGGCCGAAACCAAUAGGGUCACCGGCACCAACAAGGGCAUCUCCAGUCUACCCAUCAACCUAAGGGUGUAUUCCCCCAACGUGCUGAACCUGACCCUCAUAGACCUGCCGGGCAUGACCAAGAUCCCGAUAGGAGACCAGCCGAUGGACAUUGAGCUCCAGAUAAGGAACAUGAUCUUGGAAUACAUUAAGAGAGGCUCUUGCCUCAUUCUGGCCGUCACCCCGGCGAACACCGACCUCGCCAAUUCCGACGCUCUCCAAAUUGCCAGGGAAGUCGACCCCCAAGGCUUCCGAACGAUCGGCGUGAUCACGAAGCUGGACCUCAUGGACGUAGGCACCAACGCCAAAGACAUCUUGGAAAACAGACUGCUGCCUUUGAGACGGGGCUACGUGGGCGUCAUCAACAGAUCCCAAAGGGACCUGGAUGGUCGGAAGGACAUCAAACUCGCCAUUGCCGAUGAACGCAAGUUCUUCAUGAGCCAUCCCGCUUACAGGGGGAUGGCCGAUAGGAUGGGCACCCCGUACUUGCAGAAAACGUUGAACAUUCAACUGACCAACCACAUCAGGAACACGUUGCCCUCGUUGAGGGACAACCUCCAGAAGCAGCUGUGGUCGUUGGAGAAGGAGCUGGGGGAUUUCAAGAAUUUCAAACGGGACGAUCCGACGCGGAAGACCAAGGCGCUCUUGCAGCUGGUGCAGAACUUUUCGCUGGAAUUCGAGAAAGCCCUCGAGGGUUCCCGGUCGAGCGAGAUUAACACCAGCGAGCUGUGCGGCGGCGCCAAGAUCAAUUCGCUGUUCCACGAGCGGUUCCCCUUCGAAAUCGUCAAGAUGGAGUUCGACGAGGCGGAACUGCGCAAGGAAAUCGCCAUCGCUAUCUGCAACAUCCACGGUAUCAGGAUCGGCCUCUUCACGCCUGAUCUGGCGUUCGACGCGAUCGUCAAGAAGCAAAUCGAUAGGCUGAAGGAGCCGUGCCUCAAGUGCGUCGACCUCGUCGUCGCCGAACUCCUCCACGUGGUUCACUUUUGCACCGAGAGGAUGUCGCGUUAUCCGCGUCUCAGAGACGUUGUGGAGCGGGUGAUCUCGCGCCAAAUCAGGACCCAGGAACACGCCUGCAAGGAACAGUUGCUGCUUUACAUCGAGUGUCAGCUGUCUUACAUGAACACGAACCACGAGGACUUCAUAGGGUUCGCGAACGCCGAAAACCAGGCGGAAAAGUCGAGUUCAAGGUCCCGGAACACUCCGGGGAACCAGGUGAUCCGCAAAGGUUACAUGUGCAUCCACAACCCGAGCUUCAUCAAGGGCUCGAAGGACUUCUGGUUCGUGUUGGCGUCGGAGAACCUGUCUUGGUACAAGGACGAGACGGAACGCGAGGUCCAGUACAUCUUGCCCUUGAACGGCGUCAAGGUCAAGGAUCUGGAGUCCAAGUUCAUAUCGAGGCGGCACACGUUCGGCCUGUUCUACCCCAGCGGCCGGAACAUCUACAAGGACUACAAGCAGCUGGAGCUCAGCUGCGACUCGUUGGACGAGGAGGAUUCGUGGAAGGCGUCGCUGCUACGCGCGGGUGUCUACCCGGAGAAGCACAAGCACGACCAGGAGUCCGACGAGGAGGAGAUUCCGGAAACGGAUCCCCAGCUCAAGAGGCAGGUGGAAGUGAUCAGGAACCUGGUGGACAGUUACAUGGGUAUCGUGAACAAGAGUACCAAGGACCUCGUGCCGAAGACCAUCACGCACAUGGUGCUGAACGCGACCAAGAGGUUCAUUUGCGAGGAGUUGCUCAUACACGUGUACUCGUCGGAGAAUCAGGGCUCGCUGAUGGAGGAAUCGGUCGAGGAAGUUCAGAGGCGGGAAGAGAAGAUGCAGAUGUACCAGGCGUGCAAGGAAGCGCUGAACAUCAUAGGAGAGUGUUCGAUGAACUUUGCCAGCGUGCCGCUGCUGAGGAAAGACUCCAACCCGCAUUUCGCGUCUUCAGAAUUGAAGCGAGCUUACAGGAUGUCGACGCCGCCGCCGAUUGCGUCGAGACCGGCUCCACCUCCUCCGCCGGGGGCGUCGACCGAAGGUAAGGGUCUGUUAUUUCACUUUAGCAGGAGAAGGGGGAGGGUGGGUGAGUUCUUCGGAUCGUCCGGUAUAUUUUUCGUUUUUAGGUCAACGAAAGUUUCAAAGUAUGAAACACUUAGUGCCAGAUUUUUUUAUUUUGUCGAUUCCUUAGAGAGGGGAGAGCUACAGCGCCGGUUAGCGAUAUCGAUUUCGACGCGGAGACGCCAUCUGGCGGCCGGUGUCGCGACGCCGUCCCGUGGGAGUAAAUUGUGUACGUAAUACUCGCUGAUACGCCCGAAGAGGGCGCCGCAGUUUAGUUUUCUUCGAUCGUCAACGUGUAAAUUAUUUUGUAAUACAUUAAAAAUAACUGAAGUGUGAUUGGUUUAUUUCUUUACCCC